GGGGGUAACGCCGUAAAUAGAAGUUUAAAGUUUUAUGCGACCCAUAAAAAAUUGCAAAACCCUCCUUUCGCCUUACCAUCUUCGGUUGUACACCUCACGGCGGACCCACCACUCACUCGCACGGCCUGCGAAAACGCCGCCGUUGAUCGACUCCAGAGAGGUCUCACAACACAAUUCUCCGUGUCCAAGUCACUGCAAUUUGGACUUCAAUUGCUUUGGGCAGUGGCGGUCCGUGCUCCGAGACGCUUUCUUUCAAGAUUUUGGAAGCUGGCAUGCUUUAAGUUUUCCCAGAGAUGUUAUGUUGAUAGAAAUGCAUCCAGUUUGUGGACUUUUACCCGGUUUCGCUGAGAUAGCCAUAUGAAUUGGGUUCAAGAAAGGUACAUAAGUUUGCUUUGUUUUGGUGCUUUUCAGGUUGAUUGUGUAACCACUUGCCUGAUAGAUUUCCGGAGGACCACGAAGAUCAUUUUUUUGUGUUAUCUGAGGUUCCUAUGUGGAGAUAAGAAGACAUCAUGAUAUGUUGACAGCUUUUUGCCUUCUUCUUUAAGCGCAACGAGCCGCAGAGGAAGCUGGGCAAGAAAUUGUCGAGCCUUCUUAGUCAGCCUCUGCCAUAGAUUAACAAGUCAUAAAUUGCCAUUGCCUCUAACAGUUGAGGAGAAAUGUACCCAUAUACUCUUUCUGCCUUCUACAGGACUCCCUCAAAUGUAAAUAUUUGCCGUUCUGUUUUCCUGUCAAAACCGCAAAAUAUUUCCCAUUCCUGCUGCUCAAUACCCUUAAAUAAUGAAGAACAACAGAAACGAGAUCAAAAAGGUCGACAAGAAUUCCAAAAAUUGAAGGAGAAACAAGAACCUUUAAUUGUCUCUCCAUCUCGAAUACGAAAGUUAAUUGCCACCCAAUCAGACCCACUCCUUGCAAAAGAAAUCUUUGACUUGACUUCUCGUCAACCAAAUUUUCGCCAUUCAUAUGCUACAUUCCACACACUCAUUCUCAAACUCGGCCGCUCUAGCCACUUCUCUCUUAUGCAGUCAAUCCUUUCCAGCCUCAAGUCCCAUCAACAUUCUGUCUCCCCCUCCCUCUUUUUUCACAUCAUUAAAAUCUAUGAUGAUGCAGGACUGCCUGAGGAAGCACUUAAAACUUUCUAUAAAAUUCUUGAAUUCAACAUGAGGCCUCUGGUGAAACACCUCAACUGUAUUCUUGAAAUCCUUGUUGUUCAUUGUAACUUCCUCCAGGCCGCGUUCGACCUCUUCAGGUCUGCCCAUAAAUAUGGGGUCUACCCUAACACAAAAUCCUACAACAUUUUAAUGCAAGCUUUCUGUUUGAACGGUGAUUUAAGCAUAUCAUACUCAUUGUUUAAUCAAAUGUUUAAGAGGGAUGUUGUCCCUGAUGUGGAAUCAUAUAGAAUUCUAAUGCAGGGCUUGUGUAGGAAGAGUCAGGUGAAUAGAGCUGUUGACCUUUUGGAGGAUAUGUUGAAUAAAGGAUUUGUUCCAGAUACACUAAGCUAUACCACUCUGUUGAACAGCUUGUGUAGGAAAAAGAAGCUUAAAGAGGCUUACAAGCUUCUUUGUAGGAUGAAAGUAAAGGGAUGCAAUCCUGAUAUAGUUCAUUAUAAUACAGUCAUUUUGGGGUUUUGUAGGGAAGGUCGUGCUAUUGAUGCCUGUAAGGUUCUUGAUGACAUGCCCUCAAAUGGGUGCUUGCCAAAUUUGGUGUCAUAUCGGACUGUAGUCGGGGGGCUGUGCAGUCAAGGCAUGUAUCAUGAGGCAAAAAGUUAUAUCAAUAUUAUGAUGUCAAAAGGGUUUUCACCACAUUUUUCUGUUGUUCAUCUACUUAUCAAAGGUUUCUGUAACAUGGGUAAAAUUGAUGAGGCCUGUGAAGUGUUACAUGAGAUGUUGAGGCAUGGCGAAAAUCCACAUAUCGAAUCUUGGGCUGAAAUGAUACCAAGGAUUUGUGCUGUAGAUGACACGGAGAUAAUAACGGAUACCCUAAAAGAGGUGUUGAAGAUGGAGAUAAAGCGUGACACCAGAAUAGUUGAGGUUGGUGCUGGCUUGGAGGAAUAUUUGGUCAAAAGGAUACAAACCCGUUCAAGAAUGCAUUGAUUGAUCCUGUGAAAUGGCAGUGUAGAUCAGAUCUAGCAACUGGACCUCAGUCAAACACGGAAUGUAUCAUAGGUGAUAUCAAGCACUUCAGUAUUGUUCAACUUCUUUCAUAUUCCAAUCCAUUUGUCUUCCAUGGCGAUUAAGUUUCAGUUGUGAACUAAGGAAUUGUUCUCUGGUUGCCGAACAUUGAUAGUGGUGGUAAUGCGCCUGGCGAAGAUGUUGAAGACAUGAGUUCAGUGCUUUCAAUUUCCAAACUGGAAGUGGAUUCAUUAUUCCUAGUCGAAGAUCAGCUCAAGGAGUUUUAGAACAUCGUGGAAAGUUUAUAAAAGCGACUUUUCUUCCGGCAAAGCCACCUGGCGAAGAUAAAGUGCUGUUUGGUAGUGAAAUCGGAAAACACUAAAUAGUGUUGGGUAGAAACAGAAGUUAAAAUAUUGUUCGCUACUGCUUAGCAGAGUGCACAAGUGGUUUUGCACACUCAUCUGAUAGGCUAGGUCCACGAAAGUGCUAAUGAGCACGGAGUACUGCCAGAUAAACUGUGAGGAUGAUUGGCAAUGAAAGUGGUGCUAGCUUUAACAAGGGGAGGCACAUCAAUAAUGGUAACGUAACAGCUCUUGUAUUUGUCCCAUUAUAGAAGAGCCUGAUCUGGUCUGAGGCACAAUGCGCCAUCUGCGAGGGCACCGCUAUGCCCCUUAUUGAAUCAAAUGGUCAACUUUUUCCUUGUGAGCUUGUGUUUUUGUUCUUUCUUUAGAUGUUUUUAUGGCUGCAAUGGAAUAUGACCUUGUAAAUUAGAAACAUUUCUUGAUCGUCCUAUUUUUGUUCUUUCUUUAAGAUGUUUUCAUGUUUAUUUAUUAGGAGGAAAUCAUUGAAAAUGACCUAAUAA
Molecule: messenger RNA, 2970 nt
Organism: Olea europaea var. sylvestris
Lineage: Eukaryota; Viridiplantae; Streptophyta; Magnoliopsida; Lamiales; Oleaceae
Product: pentatricopeptide repeat-containing protein At4g01400, mitochondrial-like
Exons: 2
Coding region: 657-2090 (477 amino acids)
Molecular function (GO): protein binding
Source: RefSeq, a predicted model, not a curated record